CACAAACACACUCACACACUCACACACACACUCGCACACACACUCGCACAAACAAAGCCUUCCUAAAACCGUUAAUUUGAGUCAGCUUUAAAGGAAAUCUACACCUCAGCUCAGUCAGAGUGCCUCGUCCUGCUGCUGAAAACGACAUUGUUUUGCUUUCAAAUGAGUGAAUUUCAGCAUAAGUUGGUUGUUUAACUUCCACACUGCCUGCUCUCCCAAAAUGAACUUUGUCUUGGUCUUCCCACUGAUGCUUGCACUGACUUCCUGUGGACAGAGUCACACUGAGGGGAUCGAACAGACUAAUGAUUCGUGCUACAAUUUAUGCCCAGCUGGAUAUCAUAAAGUUGGUGAUUGUGAUGAUCAAGUUAAAAAGUACAAAUGCAAGAAAUGUGAGCAUGGCACAUUCACGGAGGUAGAAAACUUCGUAGAGAAAUGUCGUAGGUGUGACUCAUGUAAUCAUGAUGAGGUGGUAAUAGAGCCCUGCACCUUUAACAGGAGCACAGUGUGUGGCUGCAUGGAGGGAUACUACAAUUCAGGAUCUUAUUCACGGCAAUGUUCAAUAUGUUCCUGCCCGCACUGCCCACGGAAUGCUGACUACUACACGAAGUGCCCACACCCCCGGAGGCCAACGAAUACUGCAGCUUCGACAAAUCCAUCUACAACUCCAGUUGUGUCUCCAACCACAGUGGCAAACAAAAGAUUGAUGUCUACAACUGUUACACCAGCCUCAACUUCAACUCCCUUUCCAAACAAAGCUCUUGUUUCAACAUCCAAGGCUUUCACGAAUCCAUCAGAUCCUUAUAUAACAGAAAUUCCACGUAACCCGGGGAAUGCAGGAAUUUUUCUUGCGAUUCUUGUGAUUAGCUUUGUGUUGCUCUCAUGGUUCCUGCUGAUCUGCACCAUGAAGAUAUUCAAACACAAAGACAGUUUUUGCUGGAGGAGGAGGAAAGAGGCUGAAGUCUCCAAGAACGAACAACCCAGUCAUCAAGGCAGUAACCCGACCACACUGACGCUUACAUUCUCUGAGGAAACUCCCAUGUUGACUCUCAAUCAGAGUCCAGCCAUGUCAGAACAUCCAACCCACAUCAACACUCUCGUGCCAGUCAAUGGCCAGAUAGUUGCCAGACGAAAUGACCACGCAGAUCGCUGGCCGGCCAUCGUCCUCUACGCGAUCAUCAAGGAGGUGCCCUUGCAUAGGUGGAAGGAGUUCUUGCGUCUGCUUAAGGUGACUGACCAGCAGAUGGCACGAGUCGAGAUGGAGACUGGUUUCAGUCUCGGCUCCAUGGAGAAGCAGUACCAGAUGCUGAGGCUGUGGAGCCAGCACUCUUCCUCCAAACUCAGUGAUAUUUUCUCAGCCUUACACUACAUGGAAUUAUCCGGCUGUGCACAGAUGCUCCAGGAAAGCCUGGAACAGCUGCAGUGGACGCCUGACCAGAGACAGGCACUCACAGCCAUUUGAAUGGAGCAGUGUGGGACAACUGAGGCUGUACCUGGCGGCACAAGUGUAAUGCUAUCUAUAACAUGACUGGAAACAUAAAUUAUUCAGCCAUGGACGCUGGUGUGAAAGAUUAGACACUCGCUGGAAAGGACAUUACGAUCUGUAGCCAUAUAGUACAACCCUAGAAACCUGGAACAAUGUCGUAAAUAUCCCGUACUGAGUAAUGCAGACGUAGAUUAAAGCCAAAUAAAAACAUCUGUUAAACUGGAAUGUAAAAAAAGGGGACCCUUAUUUCAUGUUAAGACAGAAACCUAAAAUGUUGAAUGUAAACAUAUGAAAUAAUGGAUUUGUAGCAGUGCAAAAUGCAGUUUCGAACAUCAGGUUACUUCCUCAAGAGCAUCAUUAGCAUUUUUAGGAACCGCAUAACACCUCUUAACACACUCAUAAUAUUCUUGUAGCUUACAGUAGGUGGAGACAGUAAAUAAAUAAAAAAAUAUUGAGGGAAGUCCCCUUCCCUUAACUAAUGGCUGCUGCCAAAAGUUGUUUAGAACAAUGUAACCUCCAGUUUUUUGUGUGGUGCCUCUUAAAUGCCAACAAUGGAGGCUGCGGUUUUUACAGCAGUACUGCAAUGUACAUGCAUAACUGGGAGGUGUUUGUGCUUAAAGGGUAAGCAAGGAAGUUGCACUUCCUUAGUGUAGUGUACGUGAUUGUUUUACCUCCACAAGUCUGUGCUUGAGAUUUCUCUGUUUUUUUCCCCUUUUGACUUGUCAAAGGACAGACUUUUUCAGUCUGAAUCUUUAAACUGUGCGUGUGCGUGAUCACUCCGUGCACAUCUGGGAUGUUUGUGCAGCACAGCUGCAGACGUCUCCCUCGUUUGGUAUAACAACUCAGCCACUGAUUGUUAUUGUGCACUCUCGCAGAGGAAGAAAACUGAAAUCCCCAAAGGACGUCAGUUUUUCAGUUUCCUGCAACUAAAUGGUGUCAGUGUUCAGCAUGCUGGGUUUUUCCUCACCACACAUAUUCCAUUUGAACGGAUGGUUCUCACUUGUGGUGUUUGGGUAUCUCACUUUGAGAGGUUUUUUUGUGUGUCUAUGUGUGUGUGUCAUUAUACUUCAUUGACAGUAAAGGUCUUGGAUUUUCCCAUUUAAGAUGUUUAUUUAAGAAAAUUUUAAUGGGAAUGUAGGCCACUUUCCCUGAGAUAUAAAUAUUUGUAUAUGUUUUACAGGUUAAAGUAUAAUUAUUUUUUUUAUUUAUGAUCCAUUUGUAUGAAUAUUUGUGUGGUGCAGAAUAAACUGAAAGUGAAAAUCUUAAUGUUUUUCAUCUCAUUGUGGUCUUUAGUGGUACACUGUUAUGAAAACGUGCUACUGUAAAACCCCAAAUCAAAAUGUCACCUGUAUAUGUAUAUGUCAUGAAUAAAAUGUUUGGCCACAAGGUGGGAGUAUGGACUGUAUGUUUGAACCGCAGCAGCUGGUGUGCAUUUGUAAGCGCACACACACCCCACCUACAAAGAAAAUAGGAGCACAGUACUUGAAGAGCUUUUAUUCUUGAGUUGGAUUACACCCAUGAAUUGCAAAUUUGGGCUAAAAGCACAAAGAACAGCUGCCUUAUAUUGUUCAUAGUUACUGGAUGGAAAAAUAACAGAUCCCUUACAGGACGACAUUCACUUUAUGUGUUUACAUGCAGCUUCUAAAUUUAUAGCAUUAUUCUUCUGCUGUCAUGUAGAUAUGCUGUCAGGCUGCACAUCACCAUGUGUUUGCCAUGUUUUUAACCACACCAGUGUCACCUGCCAAAAAAGGGAUUUCCAGUAUUUCUCAAUAAAUAAAUAAAUAAAUAAAUAAAUAAAUAAAUAAAUAAAUGAAAGAUUACCAGAACUGAAACUGCUCUAAAUGACUUGUUGGCCUUUACUGUCACCUAUAUCUCGCAAAUGAUAUCACGUCAUAUAACAAGCUAUGCAGAGUAAGAAACACUUCUUUUACAAGGUAAAGGUUUUGUACUUAUUUAACCAGGUGAAAAGAUUUAUUGAAGUUAGAAAUGUGAUUUUCACAUCAUACUUGGCCAAGUGGGCAGUAGAAACCGCAAGAAGUUGAACACAGCAGAUAUUUUAAGUGUCCAAAAAAAAAAAAUUUGGACAGAUGAUAAUGUUGAACACAGAGUAGGCACAAUAAAGCAGUCAUAAAGAUCUUUGCAAAACAGGUCAUUUCUUUAGUUUAUGUAUAUAUAAAGGCUUUUUAAAUCCUCUUGACUACUGCCUUUUUAUCAGUUUAUAUUUAUCAAUAUAAACACAGAAAAUCACUUUUUGGCAUGGGGUGGCUUUAAUUUUUUUUUUUAAUAAGAGGUUAAAGAUGAAGUUAAUUUAAUUUUCCUUAUGUCUUGAUCUUUUUCUUUUAUAUCAUGGGUAGGUGUUAUAUACGCUGUAGCUUCAACCCACACCUUUUCGAUUUGUCAUUUCUUCUUUUCUUUUAAUCAUUUCGUGUGCUAUAAAUGAACCGAAUAAAGACAGUUAACCACCGGGAGCACCAGCUACAGCACAGUUUAGAGGCUAACUAAAGACGGAUUUAGCAUUUUUUU
Molecule: messenger RNA, 4006 nt
Organism: Haplochromis burtoni (Burton's mouthbrooder)
Lineage: Eukaryota; Metazoa; Chordata; Actinopteri; Cichliformes; Cichlidae
Product: tumor necrosis factor receptor superfamily member 1A
Exons: 11
Coding region: 221-1459 (412 amino acids)
Biological process (GO): signal transduction; inflammatory response
Cellular component (GO): mitochondrion; plasma membrane; membrane raft
Molecular function (GO): tumor necrosis factor binding; tumor necrosis factor receptor activity
Source: RefSeq, a predicted model, not a curated record